Molecule: messenger RNA, 1419 nt
Organism: Mus pahari (shrew mouse)
Lineage: Eukaryota; Metazoa; Chordata; Mammalia; Rodentia; Muridae
Gene: Taf12
Product: TATA-box binding protein associated factor 12
Exons: 7
Coding region: 111-752 (213 amino acids)
Biological process (GO): RNA polymerase II preinitiation complex assembly; DNA-templated transcription initiation
Cellular component (GO): transcription factor TFIID complex; SLIK (SAGA-like) complex; SAGA complex
Molecular function (GO): protein heterodimerization activity; DNA binding; TBP-class protein binding
Source: RefSeq, a predicted model, not a curated record
AGUGCUUGGGGAGGGCCGCGCAGUCGGACCGGCUGCUGAGACGAAAGCUUCACUGGGGCAGUCUCCGCAUAUCAUGGGGAGAUAGACGCUGCUGCCUGUAGCUUUUGAGAAUGGCUGCCUCUCAUUACAGCGGGCUUACAGCUGUUGCUGAUGUAAUUAAAGAUCUAGACACUCAGAUAGCAUUGAUUGGCCUUGGUCCUCACAGCUCUAAAAAGAAGCAGGAUCUUGACAAGCUCUAUGAGCUGAAGUCUAAAGCUCGGCAGAUUAUGAACCAGUUUGGCCCUUCAGCGCUAAUCAACCUCUCCAGUUUCUCAUCUGUAAAACCAGAGCCAGCUAGCACCCCACCACAAGGCUCCAUGGCCAAUAGCACCACUGUGGGAAAGAUAGCAGGCACUCCUGGGACAGGCGGUCGUCUUAGCCCUGAAAACAACCAGGUAUUGACCAAGAAGAAAUUACAAGACCUAGUAAGAGAAGUGGAUCCUAAUGAGCAGCUUGAUGAAGAUGUGGAAGAGAUGCUGCUACAGAUCGCUGAUGAUUUUAUUGAAAGUGUGGUGACAGCUGCCUGCCAGCUUGCUCGGCACCGCAAGUCCAGCACCCUAGAGGUGAAAGACGUCCAGCUGCAUUUAGAGCGCCAGUGGAACAUGUGGAUCCCAGGCUUUGGCUCUGAGGAAAUCCGACCCUACAAAAAAGCUUGUACCACAGAAGCUCACAAACAGAGAAUGGCAUUGAUCCGGAAAACAACCAAGAAAUAACACAGGGAACAGUCAGGGAAUGGACGACGUGUACUUGGAGAUACUUGAGCUGAGACCUCAGCCAUCUCAUCCUUGGAUUUUUUUUUAAAUGCUUUACAGAGAAGCAUAUAUUUUUUAUUAACAGUGCAGCAAUAUCUAUAAUGACUGAGAAGAUCUGCCAAAAGAAUAAAGCCCUCCUACCCCACCUUCUGAUCCCUUUUCCCUGCCGUCUCAAAGAGAAGCAGUGUAUCUACUGGAGAAGAUUUUGCCUGUGGUUUAUUAUAGAAGUGAUUGGCCGUAGGAAGAGCAUUUUGGUCGUGUUGGGUGAGACAGUGUUAGCAAGUUUGUAGAGGGUUUGUCUCCUCCUUCCCCCAUCCCUGUACUUUGUAAUGUCAGUGUUUAUAUGAAUAUGAACUUGAUUUGCUUUUCCAGAAUAAAGGAGUUAUUAAUUGAAGACACAGGGUGUAUAGCUGAGAGCCUUUGAAAUGCCAGGGUCCCAGCAAGGCUGGGAGUGCUGCAGUCAGCAGGUGGCAGUACAGGCAGUGAUCGUGUUAAAGAAACCGGCAGGGAUUUCCCACUCUUACUCCAAAGGAACAAGCCAGCAGUAGGAGUUGGAGCACUUUCUCUGCCACCAGACACGGUGACCUCUGCUAAGCCCCCAAAUAAACAAGCAUUCUAGUUUUGAUAA